AAUGACACCCUUUUUGAGGCUAGUCAUACGAUGCUUAUGGCGGGAAUUCCUGAUACAGGAAUCCUGGAUAAGCGACAAUUAAAGCGACAGCUGGCUUUGUUUAUUGUAGCUCGUGAAGUUUAGACAGGAAACAUGUCACAGAAGUCAAUUACGUCGUUUUUCUCGCGACAACCUUUGCAGAAAAAGGAGAACAUUAUACAACCUGAGGAUGAGAAGUGCAGCAAAGGUGGCAGUAGUGCUCCCGUGAAGAGCAUCUCAGAUUCUGAAGAUUCGCCUAUCAAAGGAAAGAAACGAAGUAGAAAGCGAGCAAUAAGUGACAGUGAUGAAGAUACUAGUAAUGAAUCUCAGAAGCCAGAAAUAUCUGUUAAGGAGGAGGAUAAAUCGUCUGAAACAAAUAUUACUUUACCAAGCACAUCUGAUCGGAAAUCAGGGUCACCUUCCAGGAAAGUUAUGAAAAAAAUGACAGCUCCUGUAACAAAGGACCCGAAUAUUGAUCGUACCAAACUUCAUCCUGCUAUUGCUAAAAUAUUGAAAGGUGGUAAUGAUUCUGAUACAACCACUGAUGGAAAGACUUCCCAGCCUGUAGUCAGUACGGAAUGUGAAGACAGCAACAGUAAGGAUGAUUUUACUUUGAAAAUGGAGGUUUCUGAUUCUGAAGAUGGAGAUUCUUCAGGAAAAUCAAAUUUAACUAAACAAACCACUGAAGAAAUUGAUCCAAAAAGCAAGGAGAAAAGCCAUAGUCCCAAAACUCCAAAAACUGCUGAUAAAAAGAAAUCCCCUAAAGGUUCCAAAGAAACUGGUUCUAAAACACCCAAACGUGUUUCCAAGUCUUCACCAAAAACUCCUAAACCAUCUGUCCACAGCUUCUUUACUACAGUCACUACUUCUGAUAAGAAAGAAGUCGGCAGUAACGAUGAAGACAAACCAACUGACUCUUCUAAGGACACCACUCCCUCUGAGAAGAAAGUAGGCACCAAUCAAUCUACAAAAACUCUGCUCUCUUGUAAAAGUAGUGGCCCAGAAUCUGAUUUCAAUCCAGCAUCAGGACCAUCAUAUCAUCCCAUUGAUGAUGCCUGCUGGAAAAAAGGCGAAAAAGUACCCUACAUGGCACUAGCAAAGACUAUGGAGGCCAUUGAGAGUAUCACUGCUCGCCUUAAAAUAGUUGAAAUUCUAGCAAACUAUUUCCGCUCUGUGAUAGUUUUGUCUCCUGAAGAUCUUCUUCCAUCUGUGUACCUUUGCCUCAAUAAACUUGCCCCAGCUUAUGAAGGCCUUGAACUUGGAAUAGCUGACCAGUUUUUGAUGAAGGCUAUAGCACAAACCACUGGUAGAACACUUGCUCAAAUUAAAACUGAUGCUAAAGAUACUGGCGACCUUGGAAUUGUAGCUGAGCGUAGUAAAAGCAAUCAACGAAUGAUGUUUCAACCUACAAAAUUAACUGUUCGGGCUGUUUAUGAUAAAUUGAAAGAUAUUGCGCUUAUGUCUGGCAAAGAGUCUCAAUCAAAGAAAGUGGACAAGGUCCAGGCUAUGUUUGUGGCUUGUCGUCAGGUUGAAGCGAGGUUUCUAAUUCGCUCCCUUGCAGGAAAGUUGCGUAUUGGGCUUGCUGAACAGUCUGUCUUACAGGCUUUAGGCCAGGCUUGCACAAUGACCCCGCCAGCACAAAGCUACCCACCUGAGAUAAUAAAUGCUUGUAAGGGCAUGAGCACAGAAAGUUUCAAAUCGGCUGUAAACGACCAAGCUUUGAUUCUGAAAACAACCUAUUGUGAAUGCCCGAAUUAUGAUAAAAUAAUUCCUGUUCUGCUGGAAGGUGGAAUUAAAAGUCUACCAGAACAUUGUCACUUGACUCCUGGAAUUCCAUUGCAACCCAUGUUGGCACAUCCAACCAAGGGAGUCCAGGAAGUACUCACAAGGUUUGAUGGAUUGAAAUUCACUUGUGAGUGGAAGUAUGAUGGAGAAAGAGCACAGAUUCAUAUGGACGAAAAUGGAAAAGUUUCAAUUUACAGUAGAAAUCAAGAAAACAAUACAUCCAAGUACCCUGAUAUUAUUUCAAGACUGGCAACUAGGAAGUGCCUCGGAGACAAUGUGAAAUCUUUUGUGCUUGACUCUGAAGCUGUAGCAUUUGAUAAGGAAAAACAGCAAAUUCUUCCCUUCCAAAUUCUCAGCACUAGAAAAAGAAAGGAUGCCAAUGAAGAUGACAUUAAAGUUCAUGUAUGUGUUUUCAUGUUUGAUUUACUCUACUUUAAUGGAGAGCCAUUGGUGAGAAAGACACUGCAGGAACGAAGGAAAUUACUCCGGGAAAAUUUCAAAGAAGUUGAUGAGCAAUUCAAAUUUGCUUCUAGUGUAGAUGUCACUACCAUGGAAGAAGUCCAAGAGUAUCUUGAGGAAUCUGUGAAAGGUAACUGUGAAGGUUUAAUGGUUAAAACUCUAGAGGAAGAAGCAACCUAUGAAAUUGCAAAACGAUCAAGAAAUUGGCUAAAGCUUAAAAAGGAUUAUCUUGAAGGGUGUGGCGACACUUUAGAUGUCGUUGUGAUUGGGGGCUACUUAGGGCGCGGAAAGCGUACUGGAACUUAUGGAGGUUUCCUUCUUGCCUGCUAUGACUCUGAAAAUGAAGAAUAUCAAAGUAUAUGCAAGAUUGGAACAGGAUUUAGCGAUGAAUCUCUAACAGAACACACAGAGUUCUUGAAAAAACAUGUGAUUCCUAAAUCUCGUCCAUACUACAGAUAUGAUACCAGCCAUGAGCCUGACCAUUGGUUUGAUGCAGUUCAAGUUUGGGAAAUCAAAUGUGCUGAUCUCUCUCUUUCUCCUGCUCACAGAGCAGCUAUUGGAAUUGUUGAUCCCGAAAAGGGUAUUUCUCUUCGUUUCCCGCGUUUCCUACGAAUAAGGGAAGACAAGUCUGUUGAAAACGCCACCUCUGCUAGACAGGUAGCGGAUUUGUAUCUCAAUCAAGAUCAGAUCAAGAAUCAGGCCAGUGCAAAGGAGGUAGAUGAAGAAGACUUUUAUUAACACUCAUCAAAUAGAGGCGUGUAAUCAAUUUUACAGUUUCAUACAUUUUAAAUGCAAUUCUAGAAUAAGUAUUUUAUUUGCACUCAAAAUUAAUUUAUUAACUUUAUUGUUCACAUUAAUUAAACUAUAAGCAAGUACAUCUAAAUUCAA
This is a messenger RNA of Frankliniella occidentalis (western flower thrips), 3150 nucleotides long. RefSeq names its product DNA ligase 1 (gene DNAlig1). NCBI's taxonomy places the organism in Eukaryota, Metazoa, Arthropoda, Insecta, Thysanoptera, Thripidae. Gene Ontology annotation, cellular component: mitochondrion; nucleus. The transcript is spliced from 17 exons. Gene Ontology annotation, biological process: DNA repair; DNA recombination; Okazaki fragment processing involved in mitotic DNA replication. The record is from RefSeq and is a predicted model, not a curated record. The coding region runs from base 133 to 3000 and encodes 955 amino acids. Gene Ontology annotation, molecular function: DNA binding; DNA ligase (ATP) activity; ATP binding.